AUGGGCGCUCUUAUCAACAUUACUCCCUCACGAAUGGGACAUAUUUUGCACCCAUUGAUGAGGUCGCCACGACGAAUACUCGAUUGCGGUUGUGGUCCAGGAGACUGGGCCAUCGAAGUUGCCACACAAUAUCCUGACGCCGAAGUCCUUGCCAUCGAUGUCAGCCCGCACAUGAUACCAGAAAACCCUCCCGACAAUAUGGAGCUCCAAGUUGACGACCUUAACGGGAGGUUUACAUUUCGAUCCAACCACUUUGACGUUGUCCAUAGUCAAAUGGUCGCCGGGGGCAUCCAUGCGAAUCGCUGGCGAAGCUAUAUUCGAGACAUUUUCCGUGUAUUGAAGCCGGGUGGCUGGUGUCAGAUGGUCGAGAUAUACUUCAACGCCCAAUCUGACAAUGGUACGCUAAGCAGAGGUGAUUUCUCCAGUCUCCUGAACAUGAGAGCUUCUGCAUCCUGA
Messenger RNA from Fusarium subglutinans, 456 nucleotides. RefSeq names its product methyltransferase. NCBI's taxonomy places the organism in Eukaryota, Fungi, Ascomycota, Sordariomycetes, Hypocreales, Nectriaceae. The transcript has 4 exons. Bases 1 to 456 code for a protein of 151 amino acids. The record is from RefSeq and is a predicted model, not a curated record. Gene Ontology annotation, molecular function: methyltransferase activity.